AUGGAGCAAGAUCCGACCAAAAACAACGCAGCUGCUCAAAGGAAGAUGAAAUUUGCUCCAAAAGCACCUCCUCGUCGUAUACCAAAGACUGAAGUCAAAGCAGAAGUAUCAGAGGCUGCUGAUGCUGCUCAAGCCAGGGAUCUACUAAAACGCUUCAAUGAAACUACCCAGAGGGCAAAGCAAAAAGUUGGAAAAAAAGCGGCACCUACACAAGUUGCAUUUGGUACUGGAGGCACAUCAAGCUCCUUAAGAACAUAUGGUUUUUCAAAAGCUGGAAAUAAACUAAAAAAUGAAGAUGGAACUCUUCCCUCUAGUACAGGCAAGGAGUAUGUAGAACCGUGGGAUUAUUACAGUUAUUAUCCUGUAACUCUUCCUUUACGGAGACCAUAUUCAGGAAAUCCAGAUUCUCUUAACGAGUAUGAAUUUGGAGAGGCUUCAGAAUCCAGAACCUAUGAUGAAAAUACAACAACUCCUGCAAUGGAUCUUGGUUUACUGGAGGAUAAUCAAGAAACAAACAUCUUUUUUCUACAAUUACCACCUAUGGUGCCUGUGACAGAGCAAUCUUCUACUGCCGAAGUCAUGGAAGCAGCCAACAGCUUGGAACAAAAUAAAGGUUCACAACCUCCACAGAAAACUUGCACACUGAAUGAGUUUCCUUCUGGCUCCAUGGGUAAAUUGCUUGUGUAUAGGAGUGGUGCUGUCAAGUUAAAGCUCGGCAACAUCGUAUACGAUGUUUCUUCUGGAAUGGAUUGUGGCUUUGCACAAGAGCUUGCAGCUAUCAAUGUGGAAGGGAAGCGUUGCUGCAUUGUUGGGGAGCUCAGCAAGCGCGCCGUUUUAACACCAGAUGUGGACUCCAUGUUGAAGAACAUCGAGGAUUUAUGA
Molecule: messenger RNA, 882 nt
Organism: Cucurbita pepo subsp. pepo (vegetable marrow)
Lineage: Eukaryota; Viridiplantae; Streptophyta; Magnoliopsida; Cucurbitales; Cucurbitaceae
Biological process (GO): tRNA transcription by RNA polymerase III
Cellular component (GO): RNA polymerase III complex
Molecular function (GO): DNA binding
Source: RefSeq, a predicted model, not a curated record